GCAGCUACCUGGGGAGAGACUUGUGGGUGGGGUUCGUGGCCAGGGAACUUGUCUAUUACCCAGGCCUUCCCUGAAGGUCAGGGAAGACACAGGAGUGCGUUUUUGAGAGUCCACUCUGCAAGUGCAUGAAAGGAGGCUGUAAGAGUAGAGAGGGACUGCAGGAAGUUCAAGGGGGCACCCAAGAGCCUUCUUGAUGGGGUGUGGGAUGGGUGAAACCUUCAUGCCCAGGAGCUGUCUUGCAGGGUAUGGGAGUGAUGGCAUUAGACAGGAGCAGUGGCCUUUUAGGAAUGGAUGGCCCUGCAGGAGCUGGGAUGGGAGUGGUGGGUUCCUCCAUGUGCAUGUGGGUGCGUGCCUCUCUGUGUGUGUGUGUGUGUGUGUGUGUGUGUGUGUGUGUGUGUGUGUGUGACUGAAGGGUGUGCAGUGGUGAACAGCUGGUACACUGAGAAGAGCUUUCAACAGUGAGCCCAAGAUUUAGGGCUUAAGUCACCUUGCUCUGUGACCUUGGACAAGUAUGUUGACUUUAUCAAGCUUCAGGUGCCCCACUUAUAAAUGGGGCUCACUCAUCUGCUCUAUACCUGUGCAGGGCUGCUGUGGGGACAGUGGGAAAUGUUUAAGAGGGGGUGCAGUGAUCUGAGAAGGAGAACCCUAGGAGGAUCAGGGGAAGGGACUAGGUGCUUAGCAGUUUGCUGUACUUUGAGCUCCUGUGUGUCUCAGCCUGAGGCCAAGCCUUCUGCUCAAGCUGAGACUGAUGCUCCAUUCUACAUGUGCCCUGUAGCCUUUUAAAUUCAAGCCCUAUUUUGAUAGAGGAGCUGCCUUUAAUGUCUAACCCUGGAGGGUCUCUUCCCAGUUUACAAGGUUUUAUAUUUUCUGCUGAAAGCUUUGCAAAAAUGUCUUUACACCAUCGAUGACCCUCCAGCUUGGGGUGUGCUUUCCUUUGCCUUUCUUUGAGUCUGGUUGGAGAUAUAAGGUGCACAUAGGUAAAGCAUUACUUAAAAUACCCGGAGUCCAUAAAUAUCACCUUCUGCACUUGUGUGGCGGGCACAGUGCUCAGCGCUCCAGUUAGGGUAGCUCUGUCAUGAUGAUGAGAGUUGCAGGGUUGGACAGCAAGGUUUACAGAGAAGCUGAAGGAGUCAAGGAAGGUUUCUAGGUGGAGGUGGCACCUGAGAAACGUCCAGGGUAGGCUGUGACGAGGAAGGAGGGGAAGUUUAGCUAUAAGAAAAAUGUAUCAGAGGUUGGGGGAAGGUAAGCGACCCCUUGGAGUGGUUGUUGGCUGACCCUUGGGUCCACUCUGACCCCUCUCUUGCUUCUGUUUCCUCAGGGGCUCGUGACUGCAGCUGAGAGCGCCCAUGACUGAGCUGGUGUCCUCCGAGGACGGGUCCCCUACGGGGGACGGGGAGGAGGGCCUGGGGGACGAGCGAGGCCUGGUCAUCCACCACCCUGCGGAGGAGCAGCCCUACAGCUGCCCGCUGUGCGGCCAGACCUUCUUGCAGCAGCCCAGCCUGGUGCGGCACCAGAAGGCGCACGCCGGGGCUGGGCGCACCGCUGCCUUUGUGUGCCCGGAGUGCGGCAAGGCCUUCAGCGUCAAGCACAACCUGGAGGUGCAUCAGCGCACGCACACCGGCGAGCGGCCCUUCCCCUGCCCCGAGUGUGGCCGCUGCUUCAGCCUCAAGCAGAACCUGCUCACGCACCAGCGCAUCCACAGCGGCGAGAAGCCGCACCGCUGUGCACAGUGCGGCCGCUGCUUCCGGGAGCCGCGCUUCCUGCUCAAUCACCAGCGUACGCACGCACGCACGCCCACACCGCACCCGCGCCGCCCCGGCGUCUUCGGGGAGCGGCGUCCCUAUUUCUGCCCGCGCUGCGGCAAGAGUUUUGCGCGUGAGGGCUCGCUCAAGACCCACCAGCGCAGCCACGGCCAUGGGCCCGAGGCCCCGGCGAUCCAUUUAGGCAGCGUGCUAUGACGCCUACGCUGUCUGCCACCAUAGGCUGCCUGCAGACCCGGAGCCGCGUUGGAAGCCUUGGAGGUUACCUUGGGCUGUGGUUGCCGCUCAGGAUGGGCAUCUGGGAGAAGGGAAGAACUGGCUUGGGGGUCCGAAGGGCUCGGGCCGCCCUUUUUCUCUCCUUACCCAGGGCCCUCCGGGUUUUUGUGCGUGCACACAGUGGCAUUUGGCUCCUGCAUUGGUUUUGCUCUGCAGGCUCCUGCUGCCUAGGGCAGGUGAGCCCUGCAGAUGGGGUUCAAGGGUGGGGUGUGUGGUGCUGAAUCUCCAUAUCUGGUGGAGGUGCGGGGUGUCCUGGAUAUGCAGGUGGUGCAGGUCUCUGUAUGACCCGCUGCUUACCAGAUCUUCGGUCCCAGAAUGUCAGAGCUGAAUGCAUCUUGGAGAGGACAGCUUGCUACAGUUCCCCAAACCCAUUCUCAGCCCUCAAGGCCUCCUGCCUCCGGCUCCCCCUUUCUGGUGUCCUAGGGAAAUUAUCCUACUUCAUGUCUCAGUUCAUGCAUCUAUAAGUUGGGGAUGGAGACCAGAGACUCCUGCUCCGUGGGCUGUGAGAAUUGGCCCGAGAAGGGUGAUGCCACUUGUCCAAAAAGCUUUGGCUGAGAACUCACUCUGUGCCACCUGCUCUGCUGUGUUCCACCCUGGGAAAAGCCACAGAUGCAAAGCGGGCACAACCUCCUGACCUGGGAGGUGCAGGGCACAUCUGGGCACAGAGAUUAUGAAUUGAGUCCCACAGGAGCCUGGCUGGCGCUGCACCCUGGCAUGAGGACACAUCCCCUAAGAAGACCUACCUCAGGAGGUGCCUUGCAGUGACCUGCAGGAACCUGAUGAAGCCUGGAACUACAGGCUGAUUUCUGAUUCCAAGCCUUGGUGGGAAAACUCUCCAGGCCUGGUGGGAGUCUUGGCUGGGCAAAGGCUUCUCAACUUGCAUGGCCACGAACCCUGACUCUUGUGUGGCAGUGGUGGGGAUGACACCUGAAUGAAGAGCUGGCUUCUCCGCCCCUGCCUUGUCCACACUUGGCUAAUGUUCAGAGACAGAAAGUGACUGUCCAAAGCCAACACAGCAAGCCGCUGUCAGAUCUGGCUCUAGGGUCAAACCCUCCCAUCACAAGUGAGCCAUCCCUUCACAUUUCAUUCUCCUUUUUGAGCCAGAAAGAUCUUUCAUACUGUGGGGUCAUUCAACCUUUUGCAAAUCUGCUGAAGGCUAUGGACCUUGUCCCCAGGAGAACAAACACGCAAAAAAUUUCAAGCAAUUUCAGGAGCCCUUGGACUCCUAAACCUCAGCCUGGGGUCUUUACCUGCCACCCUUUCCUCACUGAGCCCCUGAGUCAAGGCCACCCUACAUAUAACGACCCCCCUGCCUCCUUCUCUUGUUGGGGAAUAAAGAAGUCUGAGGUGGAAACCCUUUUAGUUACUCCCUUCUCCCAGACCUAGGCUUUAGAACUUGAUUCCCUGUCCCCUGACAUUGCCAGAGGUUCCAUGGGCUGGUUUGUUUUUCGGGUUCUGCCUAACAGGCUGCUUGUUUGUGUGGUGGAGCCCUGUGUUCAACCCAGGCUCUGAUUUCAUGGUGAGGUCUUGGGGAAGCGGGCCUGCCGAGAAGGCUGGGGUUCAGGCUUUGACCACUUGGGGAAGGAAUCCUGCUCCCCCCAACCACAUCCAGACAGCAGUACUCCUGCUUCCAAUCCUGCAGCCCCAGGCAGGUACUUCUGGGAGGACUGGGGAAGAGAAGGAGGUGAGUCCUGUGCAGUGUGAGAACCAAGUGGAUGAGUCCUGUCCCCUGAGGGAUCAGGACACAAGUGAAGGGAGCAGGUCCCCGGCCAGCUACAGGGCAUGGAGUCAGCUUCCCAUUUGAGCAGGUCAGUGUAGUUCUUCUGUGCUCACCUACCACCCAUCAGAAAAGGGGGGACCUGCAGCGGUGGGAGGAAAACUUGUAACUUUUUGCUCUAGGGUCUUGUGGUUCUCUCUCCUGUGGAUCUGGUUCCUGGUUCUCACUGCGUACCUACUAUGUGCCUCUUCCUGGGAUUGUAGAUACCUUGGGAGGUCAGAGAAGCCAGAGAUGCUCCACGAUCCAGAGCGUCAAUUUGGCCCUGUCCUUAAGUCUCAAGCUUCAGCUGCAAACCUCUCAUGUGCUGAUGGUCCAGCUUGCCUCUUCCUGCCAUAACUGCUGUGCCGUCCCUGUGUUGCAGAAAUGUCUCCCUUCCCUGCCCUCCCUUGAAGCCCCUCUUAUCCAUUAGGGCUGAGCGUCCCCAGCACCUGGCUGCUCUCCUGUGCUAACUUACCAUGUCACUGUCAAGUACAACAUGCUGUCACCUUCCA
Molecule: messenger RNA, 4304 nt
Organism: Cavia porcellus (domestic guinea pig)
Lineage: Eukaryota; Metazoa; Chordata; Mammalia; Rodentia; Caviidae
Product: zinc finger and SCAN domain-containing protein 2
Exons: 2
Coding region: 1347-1958 (203 amino acids)
Biological process (GO): regulation of transcription by RNA polymerase II
Molecular function (GO): RNA polymerase II cis-regulatory region sequence-specific DNA binding; DNA-binding transcription factor activity, RNA polymerase II-specific
Source: RefSeq, a predicted model, not a curated record